AGGGAGGCAUUCACACCUGACAACACCCGAAUCCUCUCACCCCUCCGACCCAAACCAGCCCCAGACACCACCAUGUCCGGCUCCUGCUGCGGCUCCACCUGCUCCUCCCUGGGCUGCGGGGGAGGCUGCUGCCAGCCCUGCUGCUGCCGCGACCCCUGCUGCUGCCGCCCCGUGAGCUGCCAGACCACCGUGUGCCGCCCCGUGACCUGCACCUGCCGCUGCACGCGCCCCAUCUGCGAGCCCUGCCGCCGCCCCGUCUGCUGUGACCCCUGCUCCCUGCAGGAGGGCUGCUGCCGCCCCAUCAGCUGCUGCCCCACGUCCUGCACGGCCGUGGUCUGCCGCCCCUGCUGCUGGGCCUCCACCUGCUGCCAGCCCAUCUCUGUGCAGGCGCCCUGCUGUCGCCCCCCCUGCUGCCAGCCUGCCCCCUGCCGCACCACCUGCAGGACCUCCUGCUGCUGAACCACCCAUUGAGAAGCAUUCCCAGGUGUUCAGAAACAUGUGAACACUCUUUCCCACCCCAAGGGAUCAGAUGAGAUACGUCCCUUGCAAACUACCUGCUCUUCAACAACUAACAACAGUAGCUGUCUAUCCUUUUUCCCACAUAAUUACCCAGUUAAUCCUGGCCCUCUUUGACAAUCUUUAGAAACAUCCCAGCUUUCCUCAUUUGAAUUCCUGGCCUGAAAGAAAAUGAGUGAACAAAGAUCAAAGUUCUUCUUGAAUGAAGCUCUAUUCCACUGACUCAUCAUCACAUCUCUACUAUUUCAAGAUGGGAUAAUUUUCCAGGAUAUCAUUACAUUUGUGCUGGGGUUUCACAUGGUAAAAUAAUAAAAAUUUUAUCUCUGGGAAGCAAACGUGUUUCUCUUUAUUGUUUAUUAAUCUUCAAAAGCUUUUUUUAGCUUAAGGUAUGGUAUGCAGAAUCAGAAGAACCAAAGGAAGAAGGAUUUUUUUCAAGGGCCUUUUUUUUGUUUGUUUUUUUAGCUUUAGGAACAAUUCAGGUGCAAGGUCUAUAAUUUUAAUAGUAGUUUAAAUAAUACAGAAUAUCUCAUGGGAGGCACCUUCAUAUCUGAAGUCACAAGUUUUGUGGUGAUGCUGAGGAAAUAAGACUACAGCAGUUUCUCUGAUCAUGAACUUGACCCAUGAAUCAUCCCCAUACAUGUGAUAAGGGGGAGGAAGCCUAAGUCAGAGCUAUGUUUAUACCCUGAUUUAGGAAACUGUACCAUGAUUAAUACUAGUUGGUACCUGGGAAUGCUGAACCACUGAAGGCCUAGGCUGGAAGAACCACUCUCCCAUCUUUCCCAAGGCUCCCCUCCAGCACCACUAUGGUCAAUUCUUUUUUUAAAUGUUUACUUAUUUAUUUCAAGAGAGAGCUUGAUGUGGGGCUUGAUCUCACAAACCAUGAGAUCAUGACCUGAGCCAAAAUCAAGAGUCAGACGCUUAACUGACUGAGCCACCCAGGUACCCCUGGCCAAUUCUGAUUAUAAUAAGGUCACUGCUGCUGGGAAGAGAAGGAGAUAUGUAGCUUAGCUGGAACAAUUCUAAAUUAGAACUCCAAAUCACUUUACCAUUAAAACAAUGCCAAUGUCGUUGAAAGAUUAAACAUUAAUCCACACUGGAUAUGCUUUUGUUGUUGUUAAACACUUAGGCUGGUCAGUAAACCAACCACUAGUGUUUUUCUGAGAAAUACACAUUGAGUUCCCAGCAUAUAAUCUAAAGGGGUUUUUGGAAUGUGUUGCUUGUCUCCUUGGGCAUAUCUACCUGCCCAGAGAGAGGAGGCAAGCCAGGUAAGCUUUGUGAAGGCCUGGAACUUGACUGACUUUGUCCACCACUGGAUUCCCACUGACCAGCACCAUGUUUGGCACGCAGGAUUUUAAUCAAAAUUUGCUGAAUGACUGAAUAAGUUCUACAGGGUUAGAGGAGAGAAAAACAUCUUCAUCCCUCAUUGAUUCUCUCCUCAUGCUGGACUCGUGCAUUCUUACAAUAAAAUAAAUAAGCUUUCUCAUGAAGGAAAGUACUUUUCUUGAAAUACAGUAAAAAUUUCUCAACAAGAAUCCCAUUGUGUUCAAAACAUCUGCAUACACAAUGGUUUUCUCUUUAGUAAGGGUUUGAUGGUUUACUGGUAGAUGGGCUCACAAAUCCAGUUUCUUUCUACAUGUUCUUGAACACCAUUUUUAAAAGUCUCUAACUACAUUGUUUUCCUCCUCUCAGAAUUUUCCUGGUUAGCCUUCUAGAAAAUUCCUAUUCUUAUAAUAUAUUCUCAGAUGUGGAAUGCUUUGUGUACUCCCAAGCUCCUCAUUAUUAUGAGAUUGUGUUUGUUUCCCCAGUAACUCCAUGCCAUGGUUAGCCACA
This is a messenger RNA of Acinonyx jubatus (cheetah), 2346 nucleotides long. Its product is annotated as keratin-associated protein 2-3. The record is from RefSeq and is a predicted model, not a curated record. The coding region runs from base 73 to 459 and encodes 128 amino acids. The transcript has a single exon. NCBI's taxonomy places the organism in Eukaryota, Metazoa, Chordata, Mammalia, Carnivora, Felidae. Gene Ontology annotation, cellular component: keratin filament.